AUGACAACUUCACAUAGGCCCCAACUGGAGGCCAGAAGUGGUGCUAAAGGAGCAGCUUACGUUCCAACAGGUACGCAACAUGCUAGACUUCUCCCGGGACAUACUAAACUGAAGCUAAGAAGUAAGCGACGUGAAUCGAACAGUGAGGUUGAUCAAAAUAGAACAAUCGAUGAAGAAGAUGUCAGUGAGGCUGGGGGUUCGGAGGAAAGUGAAGACGAGGAUUCAGAUGAUGACCAGGAGGCGUUGUUGCAAGAAUUGAAUAAGAUUAGGCGGGAAAGGAUGAUAGCGAAGAAGCAACAGGAACUUGAGUCUGUUGUUAAAGUCGAGGAGGAUGCAUCCACGCCAACACCACAAGAAAAAUCUAGUUGGCGAAAGAGUACAGUUUUUGGUGUAAAUAAAGUCACUAAACCGUCAGGAACGCAAAACACAGCAGGUCCGAAAAGUUACAAGAAUGAUAUAACAAAUUCAGAGUAUCAUCAAGACUUCUUGCGCCGUUAUGUGAGGUAG
This is a messenger RNA of Torulaspora delbrueckii, 507 nucleotides long. RefSeq names its product U2-type spliceosomal complex subunit CWC15 (gene CWC15). Gene Ontology annotation, biological process: mRNA cis splicing, via spliceosome. The record is from RefSeq and is a predicted model, not a curated record. The transcript has a single exon. Gene Ontology annotation, cellular component: catalytic step 2 spliceosome. NCBI's taxonomy places the organism in Eukaryota, Fungi, Ascomycota, Saccharomycetes, Saccharomycetales, Saccharomycetaceae. Gene Ontology annotation, molecular function: RNA binding. Bases 1 to 507 code for a protein of 168 amino acids.